Vespa velutina is the source of this 1257-nucleotide messenger RNA. RefSeq names its product outer dense fiber protein 3-like. The transcript is spliced from 4 exons. The record is from RefSeq and is a predicted model, not a curated record. Bases 134 to 823 code for a protein of 229 amino acids. Lineage: Eukaryota; Metazoa; Arthropoda; Insecta; Hymenoptera; Vespidae.
UUGUAUCGAACUAUCAAUUGUUUCUUUUCUCGUUUAACCAAAAUGGAAUUGAGAUAAAAAUUACAAUAUUUUUUAUGUUUUAUAAAUACAAAAUUUCUUGUCAGAUAUCUAAAUUUAUAAGAAUUUGAUUACAAUGCCUCCUAAGGUAGCCAAAACCGCUAAUGUCGGUGGUGAUACAAUAGAAUCUAAGAAAAUUACGAAUGCAGCGAUUUGCGGGAUACCCUCUCCAGGACCAAAAUACAAAUUGAAAACGCUCGUUGGUCACGAAGAUCAUUGUAUUUCGAAGUAUCGAAAUCCGGCAUACACGUUUGGUAUAAGACGUAUGCCUGAAGACACAUGUAAAGGUCCUGGACCAAAAUAUAUGCUUCCAGAAGAAAAACUAAAAGGUUUUACUCAUGGAUUCUUGUUAAAAACCACAGAUAAAACUUGUGGACCUGGUCCGAAAUAUUUUAUACCAAGUCCUCCAAGCGGUCCUAUGUUUUCUCUAGGAUGGCGUACCAAAUACAGAAGUGAUUGCCUAUCACCUGGACCUUAUGACAUAAAGAGCAUCUUUCCUGGACCAAGCUUUACCAUAGGAGUACGUCUUCCUGAUUUCAAAUGUAUUGGUGGACCAGGACCUUCUGGCAUGUAUACAUUGGAUGUGAUUAAACCAAGAUCACCAAUGUUUAGUUUAGGUUUUCUUCAUCCCGAUAAAGAUAUCUGUAAGAGUCCAGGACCUAAAUAUGAUCCCAAACUAUUAGAUCUAUCACCAAAGUUUUCUUUUGGAAUGAAGCAUAGUGUUUGUGCACCACCGUACAUCGUCGAGUGUGACGACAAAUGUUAAACGUAAAAUUUAUCGAUCCAAGACUUUUAGAAACUGUUCCGAUUAUUUUUUUUUCAGUAGAAAACUGCCGUUCAUAUGAACUAUCAUAAAUAAAGUCAAUAAUUUCAGUAAAUAAUAUCACCAUUAGAUUUCAUAUGUAUAAUAAAAAAGUAAAGAAUUUUAAUUAAACUUAUUAUACUAAGAACUAACAAUAAACUACAAAUAUCUUCAAAAUUGUCUAAGAACAUUAACUCGUAAAUAAUAAUAAACAUAUUUUAAAACAUGAUAUUGGAAGAACUUUGUAAGCAUGAUCAUGUAAAAUAGUUGGUCUUGUGUAAUAUAAACAUAUUCGGUCUUUUAAUUAACUUUGACAAUUACCAAGUUAAUUUUUUUUUGUAUACCGACUCGUGAUUAUAGAAACUCUUUCUUAUUAAACGUGACAACUUAUAAAUUCA